This is a messenger RNA of Setaria italica (foxtail millet), 799 nucleotides long. RefSeq names its product iron-sulfur assembly protein IscA-like 2, mitochondrial. NCBI's taxonomy places the organism in Eukaryota, Viridiplantae, Streptophyta, Magnoliopsida, Poales, Poaceae. The transcript is spliced from 5 exons. Bases 96 to 566 code for a protein of 156 amino acids. Gene Ontology annotation, biological process: iron-sulfur cluster assembly. Gene Ontology annotation, molecular function: 2 iron, 2 sulfur cluster binding; 4 iron, 4 sulfur cluster binding; iron ion binding. The record is from RefSeq and is a predicted model, not a curated record. Gene Ontology annotation, cellular component: mitochondrion.
CCCAGGGAGGCUGCUCGUGGGUCCCACUCUCGCACCCCGCCUCGCGUUCCCCCGCAUCUCGCCGCCGGUGACGGAACCCCAGACUUAGGGCGGCGAUGGCGUCGGCGGGCCCCCCACUCCUCCGCCGCAUUGCGCCUCUGCUUAACGGCCGCAUCCGCGCCAAUCACCGCCUUCUCGCCUUCUCCUCCGUCGUCACCGCCGCCGCUGAGACAACGUCGUCGGCGGAGCCGGAGGCCGUCGUUAUGACGGAGAAUCGCAUCCGAAGACUGAAAGAGUUGCACGCUAAAGAACCAUGCAACAAAGGUAAGAUGUUGAGACUAUGUGUUGAAGCUGGUGGUUGUUCUGGGUUCCAGUACGCCUUCUUACCCGAUGACAAGACAAAUGCAGAUGAUAGGGUCUUUGAGAAAGAUGGUGCUAAGUUGGUGGUUGACAAUGUCUCGUAUGAGUUUGUGAAAGGUGCAACCGUGGAUUAUGUUGAGGAACUUAUUCGUGCAGCAUUCCUUGUAUCAGCAAAUCCAAGUGCAAUUGGGGGUUGUAGUUGUAAAAGUUCAUUCAAUGUCAAAUAAUUUUAGUAUUGAAAUCUUUGAAGAGAGGCUCAGAUAUUUUUGAGUCAUACUCGUUGUGUGCAAGUCUUGGGCCAGGUAUUAAGGAGUCUGGUGAACGAAGACCCUGCACCACAAUCUAGUAGCAAAGAAAGAUAUGAUCUGGAAUGGGUUAUUUGUAAAAUAAACAAAUGUUUGAUCAAUACAAUUACAGCUAUAUGGGAGAGGCGAACCACUCUAAGCAUUGUUAUACCUCA